GCGGAAACACCUCGCGGGGGAAGAAAACGCGUUUUUCUGGAAACUGGCCCMAAACGGGCGCUUCCUGUGACGUCGCUGGCAGCGGCCGCCGCGCUGUUGGGCUCCCCCGGCUCCAGGAGAGGCGUUUUCCUGCGGCGGUUCUCCGGCACUGGUCAACCCAAGGAUGGCAUCCCCUAUGGAUUUGAAAGAAGCAACUGGCAGCCAAAGUUCGUGGGAUGCUUUGCUCCCAGAUUUCCCUAAAGGACCACUUUGCAGAUACCGUAAGAAAGCGUCCUUCAACUGGAAGGAAAUGGCAGUAUUUUUAGAUGGGGAAGAUAUCAUCCAGCUCAAGAAUAGAAUCUUCUCUGCUUUAGAAAAUGAUCCUUUGUUUGCACAUCAUCCUGGAGAAGAUUUGAGCCGUGAGAAAUAUCAGGAGCUGACAUUCCUGCGCUGUAAAAGGAUCUUUGAAUAUGAAUUUCUUACUCCACAAGAGAUCAGAGACAACCCUAUAAGAAUUUGGCAUAUGAUUAACUUCUUAGGGAUGUAUGAUUGGUCUGUGUGUCUCAAGUAUUUUUUGCAUAGCAGUGUAUUUUCAGGUGCAAUUUUGAGUGCUUCUAGGAGGUUUGCUGACUUUGUGAAAAAAGCUUAUAGCAUGGAGAUUUUUGGAUGUUUUGCUCUUACUGAACUCAGCCAUGGGACUAAUACAAAAGGCAUACGAACUACUGCCACUUUUGACAGCAACACUCAGGAAUUUAUCAUCAACACUCCAGAUUUUGAAGCUGCAAAGUUCUGGGUUGGUAAUAUGGGGAAAAAUGCCACUCAUGCAGUUGUGUAUGCCCAGCUCUAUACUCCGGAUGGACAGUGUCAUGGAUUGCAUUCCUUUAUUGUACAGAUUCGAGAUACAAAAACGCUUUUACCAGUGCCAGGUGUGAUGGUAGGUGACAUAGGAAAGAAAAUUGGGCAGAAUGGAUUGGAUAAUGGGUUUGCCGUGUUCCAUCAUGUCAGGAUACCUAAAGAAAACAUCCUGAAUGUAGCUGGAGAUGUCACACCUGAAGGGAAAUACUCAAGCUCUUACAAGGAUGUGAAAGAUCGUUUCAGUGCUUCACUUGGGUCCUUGUCCACUGGCAGAGUUCAGAUCACAGCCAUGUCCGUGACCAAUUUGAAGCUCGCCUUGUCUAUAGCCRUUCGCUUCUCAGCAACUCGCCGUCAGUUUGGACCAACUGAUGAUGAAGAAAUACCUGUUCUUGAAUACCAAACACAGCAAUGGCGCCUUCUUCCUUAUCUGGCUGCUAUAUAUGYGUUAGAUUAUUUUUCCAAAUCCCUGUUUGAGAACUUUACAGAAUUUUAUAUAGGCUUACUGACAAAGCAAAGGAGUCAGAGGCAGGCUGAUUUGGGACGUGAGAUUCACGCCUUGUCUGCCGCCAGCAAACCACUGUCUUCUUGGACUGCUCAGCAGGCCUCCCAGGAGUGCCGAGAAGCUUGUGGAGGACAUGGUUACCUUGCCAUGAAUCGUCUGGGCGAAAUUCGUAAUGACAAUGACCCAAACUGCACAUACGAAGGUGACAAUAACGUCCUACUUCAGCAAACAAGCAACUACUUAAUGAGCUGGAUGAGUUGCAUAAGAGAGAAAAUUCCUUUUGAAUCCCCUUUUGGAACAAUAAACUUUUUGCAGAACUACCACCACAUCCUUGGCCAGAAAUUCACAGCCGUUAGUGUUGAAGAUUGCAUGGACUCUUCAGUUCCCUUGGCAGCUUAUAAAUGGCUGGUUUGCUAUCUGCUCCGAGAAAGUGAUCUAAAGCUGAACAAGGAGAAGCAGGCUGGGCAAAGUGAUUUUGAGGCAAGAAACAACUGUCAGGUGUACUACUGUCGAUCAUUAGCGAUUGCUUUUAUUGAGCAAACAGUCUUACAAAGAUACCAUGACUACACUCACGAUCCCAGCGUGCCGUCUACUCUGCAGCCUGUGCUCAAGAACCUCAGUGCUCUCUAUGGCCUCUGGUCUUUAAGUAAGCAUCUGGCUGUGCUCUAUCAAGGUGGCUAUGUUUCCGGUGAACAAGCUGGAAAAUUUAUUCAGAAUGCUAUUUUGGAACUUUGCUACAGGUUGAAAGAUGAUGCCGUUGCUUUGGUUGAUGUCUUUGCUCCUCCUGACUUUAUUCUCAACUCUCCCAUUGGCAAAGCUAACGGAGAGUUAUAUAAAAAUAUGUGGGCUGAGAUCCUUCAAGGAAGCAAAGUUCUGAACAGACCUUCAUGGUGGGCAGAAUUUUGUACUAACAAACCUGUUAUAGGCAGACUGAGGUCAAGAUUAUAAGUGAAACAGUUUGUAAGAGGUCGGAGAGGCUAAGAUGGAUACCAGAUUUCACAGAAUCACAGGAUUUCAAACAUCAGGAGGAACUAAGAGCAUAUGUCAAACAUUGAAAAUGAAAUGAAAAUGAAAGUUUUUAUAUAGAGGUGCAAAAUCUUAAAUUAACUUUAAAAUCAAGUCUAACUUGAAUUGUACAUAUCCUUGUAAAUCAAGUUAAUUGAAAAUGAGUCAUUUAUACAUUUUUUUAAAAAGUAUCGUAAUGUGAACUUGAAAGUCUUAUAUAUUUUUACUGUUAGCUAUAAUGCUUUCAGUACUGCAAAAUGAGUAGUAAGCCUGGAAUAAGCCAAAAUACACCUACAUUUUAGAUCACAAUAUACUUGAAUUGUUAAAAAUCUUGUGUAGUAAGAACAUGUAACUGUGUUGAUAUUGAACAUCCUACAGUUUCUGUCUGUCAUCGUUAUUAACUGGCAAAUCAUUUCUCUUUUCAAAAGAAAGAGACACUAACA
This is a messenger RNA of Nothoprocta perdicaria, 2784 nucleotides long. RefSeq names its product acyl-CoA oxidase 3, pristanoyl (gene ACOX3). Bases 164 to 2284 code for a protein of 706 amino acids. NCBI's taxonomy places the organism in Eukaryota, Metazoa, Chordata, Aves, Tinamiformes, Tinamidae. Gene Ontology annotation, molecular function: FAD binding; fatty acid binding; pristanoyl-CoA oxidase activity. Gene Ontology annotation, biological process: fatty acid beta-oxidation using acyl-CoA oxidase; lipid homeostasis. Gene Ontology annotation, cellular component: peroxisome. The record is from RefSeq and is a predicted model, not a curated record. The transcript has 18 exons.